Messenger RNA from Solenopsis invicta (red fire ant), 1575 nucleotides. RefSeq lists its product as uncharacterized. Bases 499 to 1323 code for a protein of 274 amino acids. The transcript has 2 exons. NCBI's taxonomy places the organism in Eukaryota, Metazoa, Arthropoda, Insecta, Hymenoptera, Formicidae. The record is from RefSeq and is a predicted model, not a curated record.
UACGUGUGUUUUAUUUAUUACGCUUUUUUGAUAUAUUAAAAAUAAUAAUUAGGUGAGAAUAAUAGAAAGAAAAAAAUUACAUUUCACCAGAUAGUUUCAUGACAUGAUCACGGUUUAACGCUGCCCACAUCUGCAAUCACGAAUCUUUAUAUCGCUCCCGAUAGCAGAGAUUCAAUUCGCGCUAUCGCACCCGUACGCUUUAACAAAAGUAAUUUACGAUUGUUCACACAAGUUCAAACAAUACUUUAUAUAUAUUUUUUCAAUUUGACACCGUCGACAGUAUGAUUGAAUCAGCUCUCGAUGCAGAAAAUGUGGCUCCAUUGCGGUAUACUGAUCCACCUAUUCGGAUUUAUCCUCACAAAAUCGUCUAAAUUAGACGAUGCCGGAGGAUAUUCUUUGUCUCUAUAAAGAAAACUGACGCUGAAGUUAAAAACGGCGGCAAGUCUGAAGCAUAAUCUUGGAAAAGUUCUUCACGAGUUGCCAAUACAGAGUUAUGAGAUGCACCACUCCGUAAAGGUAAUCGAGGAUUAUUUGAAAAAUGGAGGUUCAAUGCUCGAGUUUCUCGACGUUUUACCUUCCAUAACGUACGCGCCUAUCGCGAAGCAGUUGUACAAUAUCUUCGGAUCCAUGGAGGACCAUUUGCCUGAGUAUCUUCUUCCGGCAAUAUCCUUGAUACGACGAUCCCUGUCGGAAGGUCUUCUGGAUGCCGACGAGAUCUACAGACCUACUUUCGGACCGCUGAAGGCCGAUCCAUUGGAGAAGAUCCCCUUGAGAGAAUUGAAGGAAGCAGCUUCUUUGCUGACCUACCACACGCCGAUCAAAGACGUCAAAGGACCUUGGCCGAAGAUUAUCGGCGAGACGGUGACGUUGAUUUACGAUAAAGUCAUCUCUCCGCGUUCUGAACUGAUCGCAUACAUGUUGGCGAAUCUGCGGAUACCCGAAGCGACGGCGGAGGUGAGAGAAUCGGUCGUGCUUCUCGUCGAACAUCUACGAUCGCAAGGCAAGCACGUAUUGACCGGUUUCAACUUGGCAUCCGAUCCGUACGCGCUGAUCGCCAACGUAAUCUUCAGUCUGCCCCUGCAAAACGAGACGCUGAUAGCCGCCAACGUGUUGUUGCCGUUCCUACGAAGGCCCUCGGAGUGUCGAGGAUCCGCUGAAUUUGCCGACUUCUUUCAGAACAACAUUUUGAACUACACCCUGCUGAUAUCUCGGGAUAGAAUGAUCUCUAGAUCAAAAGAUGGUAUCGCGUUUCUGUCUAUGAUCCAGCAGAAUAAUACGGAUCUAUCGGAUGUCAUGAAGCAAUUCUUCCCCUUCGAGUACUAAUCUGCGGAUGAAAACUGUAAUAAAACGUUCGCCCUGUGUACGUACUUCGGAAUCCUUUUGCGCAUCCUUAUUUAACGUGAGGUAGAACCAGGUAUCUACUUAUUGUUAGUACGGUUCCCGAAAAACUUGAUGGCAUUCAUUGUUUGUGCAUUUUUUUACGCAAAUCUGUUUCUUUAUACUCACUUAUCGGCAACUAAUAUUUAAUUUAUUUUUUGCUGUCUUUUUCUAUUUAACGAUUUUAUAAAAUUUUAA